UUCCUCGGAUCUGUCUAAUAGACAACACUAGAUGAAUUAGCCUACAGCGACUUGGUGUAAGUAUUGUGUUAGAGUAAACGCAAGAUCCAAAAGAAAGCCUAUUUAAAGCUUGAGAAGAAAACGGAGGAGGGUCUCCAUUACACCCAUGAGAGACAUGGGAGGAAAUGAGAAGAAGAUUCUGGUGAUAGCCAAUGUGCCCAGUUAUGAAAGGUCAGACAAAAAGAUUUCUUGUGAGGAGUCUGGAAAGACGAAUGGAAAUAUGCCAACAUCAGCUGUACCUCCCCCCAUACCCAUGUCUCCCAUUGUUGAGAAGAUGGAGGGGCUGAAGGCUAUUCGCAACCGUAGCAACAGUCUUCGUUUUGGACGGCUAGCCUUCUACAGACACCUGGAGAAAGUGGGAACCAUGCGCUGCUUUUGGGAACUAAAACACAUCGAGUUGGAAGGAGGCAAUCAACAGGACACCAAGAAUAAAGGCAAACUGAAAUUUAAGAGCCUGAAGGCCCAGACGAAGAAGAGAUCACUGGAAACAUCAGACUCACUGUUGGGGCUGCCAGGACAGGUUGACAAAAUCAACAAAAAGAAUGUAUCGGCGACGCAGAGUGGAGAAGACACUGAAGACUCAGAGGAAGACUCAAAAUUAGAUAAUAAAUCAACAGACUUAGCCCCAGAAAAAAAUGGUGACAUGGCAGACGUGUCAUCUCAAGUCCCAAGUAAUUAUAAAGACAAUUCUACAAAGACUGAAAAUAUGUUUCUCUUCAAACAAGAGAGUUCUGAAGAUGUUGGUGAUGUGGCAUCCUGCAGCAAACGUCGUGUCACAGAAGAAAGCCUGGUAAAGGACGAUCUUAAAAAAAGUCGUGUGGAAGACAUUCAAAAUAAAGAGGCUGAUGAACUGGUGUUGGUAGGAGAAAAGCCACAACACAUUGACUCUGAUGCAGUAAAAACAGAGGUGGAACAAGAAAGAAACAAUGAGGAAUCUGAUGUCGACAAAUUCUUCAUCGACUCAAGUCCUCCACCAACAGCACCAUUUGACCAUCGCAUAGUGACUCCCAAACCUCAUCAAAUAGCCACCUACUAUUCCAUCAACAAAGAAGAAGUCCUAGGAGGAGGACGUUUUGGACAGGUCCACAAGUGUGUUGAGAACUCAUCUGGCCUGACAUUGGCAGCCAAGAUCAUCCGUGCAAAGAGCCAGAAAGAAAAGGAUUUGGUGAGGAAUGAAAUCCAGGUAAUGAACCAGCUAAACCACUCCAACCUCAUCCAACUGUAUGCAGCCUUUGAGUCCCGCCAUGACAUCAUCCUGGUCAUGGAGUAUGUUGAAGGGGGAGAGUUGUUUGACCGCAUCAUUGAUGAGAACUGUAACCUGACUGAAUUUGACACAGUGCUGUUCAUACGCCAGAUCUGUGAGGGACUGCAGUACAUGCACAAGAUGUACAUACUCCACCUCGACCUUAAGCCUGAGAACAUCCUAUGUGUCAGCAGGGCUACAAACAAGAUAAAAAUAAUUGAUUUUGGUCUUGCCAGGAGGUACAGACCAAGAGAGAAGCUGAAGGUCAACUUUGGAACACCUGAAUUUCUGGCACCUGAAGUCAUCAACUAUGAGUUUGUUUCAUUCCCAACAGACAUGUGGAGCCUUGGUGUCAUCACUUAUAUGCUACUUAGUGGCUUGUCUCCUUUUUUGGGUGAUGAUGACAACGAGACUCUAAACAACAUUCUGGCUUGUCAGUGGAACUUCGAGGAAGAGGAGUUUACUGAUGUUUCUGAUGAGGCUAAAGACUUCAUCACUCGUUUGCUGGUAAAAAGCAAAAGCUGGAGGAUGGGUGCUGCAGAGUCUCUCAGACACCCAUGGCUGUCAGAUCAGAGUUUGCACUACAAGUUGCAUUUGAAGAAAAACAAGUGUCAGGCCAGACAUGCACCCUCUGUAGAGUGCUAGACAGAAACAUUGUCAGCAUGGCUAUUGACAAUGUAGGGCCCUGAUGCCCAACACUGGACCAAUGCUGCUCUACCUGUAUGGCUACUAGAUAUCAACUGUACUCACUGCCUAGCAUCCCCACAUAGACUUGAAAUAGCUGCUCUUAUCUCUGAUUUGUAGCAGGGUUUUUGCUCUUAUCUCUGAUUUGUAGCAGGGUUUUUACGAACACAGAACAAAAGAAAUGUUGUCGUUUUAUAUUCUUAGUUGUAAUACAAACAAUGUAAAUAUUGUCCGAAAAAGUC
Molecule: messenger RNA, 2208 nt
Organism: Nerophis lumbriciformis (worm pipefish)
Lineage: Eukaryota; Metazoa; Chordata; Actinopteri; Syngnathiformes; Syngnathidae
Gene: mylk4b
Product: myosin light chain kinase family, member 4b
Biological process (GO): protein phosphorylation
Molecular function (GO): ATP binding; protein kinase activity
Source: RefSeq, a predicted model, not a curated record